Molecule: messenger RNA, 4654 nt
Organism: Aethalodelphis obliquidens (Pacific white-sided dolphin)
Lineage: Eukaryota; Metazoa; Chordata; Mammalia; Artiodactyla; Delphinidae
Gene: TBC1D1
Product: TBC1 domain family member 1
Exons: 20
Coding region: 205-3663 (1152 amino acids)
Source: RefSeq, a predicted model, not a curated record
AGAGCAGCCCGCCGGGCGCGAUGCGCGCCCCGCCCGCCCAGGCCGUCCCCGGGCUGCCUCUAGCACUUGCGCGCCGCGGCCGGGCCGCGAGCUCUGAACGCGCCGCCGUACAGGAUUCUGCAUCAGAAGCAUGUAAAAUAGAUUGUUUGGUCUAAACUAGAAAACAGUGGCAAUGUUUUGCUGAGUUUCCAGACCUUUCCCAACAUGGAACCAAUAACCUUCACAGCAAGGAAACAUCCGUUUCCUAGCGAGGUCUCGGUGGAAUUUAGCCUCCAGCUGGUGGGCUUCUUACCCGUGCAUUCUCUGACCACCAUGCCCAUGCUGCCUUGGGUCGUGGCAGAGGUGCGAAGGCUCAGCGGGCAGUCCUCCACAAAGGAGUCUGGUACCAAGCAAGUCCACCUUUGCGUUUCGCCCUCCGGACUGAGAUGUGAGCCUGAGCCAGGAAAAAGCCAACAAUGGGAUCCACUGAUCUGUUCCAGCAUCUUCGAGUGUAAGCCUCAGCGAGUUCACAGACUGAUUCAUAACAGUCACGACCCAAGUUAUUUUGCUUGUCUGAUUAAAGACGAUGCAGCCAGUCAGCAGAGUAUCUGCUAUGUGUUCAAAGCCGAUGGUCAAACAAAAGUGCCUGAGAUCAUCAGCUCCAUCCGGCAGGCCGGGAAGAUCGCCCGCCAGGACGAGCUCCGCUGCCCUUCCGAGUUCGAUGACACUUUCGCCAAGAAGUUCGAGGUGCUGUUCUGCGGCCGCGUGGCGGUGGCGCACAGGAAGGCCCCGCCCGCCCUGAUCGAUGAGUGCAUCGAGGGCUUCAGCCACGUGAGCGGCGGCGGCUUCUCCUCGGAUCAGCUCCGGGCUGCGCCGCAGCCACCGGGGGACCGGGAGCGGGGCCCACGGCCGAUGCGCAAGUCCUUCUCCCAGCCCGGGCUGCGCUCCUUGGCCUUCAGGAAGGAGUUUCAGGACGCAGGCCUGCGGAGUAGUAGUUUUUUCAGCUCCUUUGAGGAGAACGACAUCGAGAACCACCUGAUUAGUGGACACAAUAUUGUGCAGCCAACGGAUAUUGAGGAAAAUCGAACUAUGCUCUUCACGAUUGGUCAGUCUGAAGUUUACCUCAUCAGUCCUGACACCAAAAAAAUAGCGUUGGAGAAAAAUUUUAAGGAGAUAUCCUUUUGCUCUCAGGGUAUUAGACAUGUGGACCACUUUGGGUUUAUCUGCCGAGAGUCUUCGGGAGGUGGAGGCUUUCAUUUCGUCUGUUACGUGUUUCAGUGCACAAAUGAAGCUCUGGUGGAUGAGAUCAUGAUGACCCUGAAGCAGGCCUUCACAGUGGCUGCGGUGCAGCAGACAGCGAAGGCGACAGCCCAGCUGUGUGAGGGCUGCCCCCUGCAGGGCCUGCACAAGCUCUGUGAGCGGAUUGAGGGAAUGAAUUCUUCCAAAACCAAACUAGAACUCCAGAAGCACCUGACAACAUUAACUAAUCAGGAGCAAGCAACUAUUUUUGAGGAGGUUCAGAAAUUGAGACCAAGAAAUGAGCAGCGAGAGAAUGAAUUGAUUGUUUCUUUCCUGAGAUGUUUAUAUGAAGAGAAACAAAAAGUUCACGUCCAUAUUGGGGAGAUAAAGCAGGCAUCACAGAUUGCAGCAGAGAAUAUUGGAAGUGAAUUACCAUCUAGUGCCACUCGAUUUAGGCUAGAUAUGCUGAAAAACAAAGCGAAGAGAUCUUUAACGGAGUCUUUAGAAAGUAUUUUGUCCCGGGGUAAUAAAGCCAGAGGCCUCCAGGAGCACUCCGCCAGUCUGGAUCUGGACAGCUCCGUGUCUAGCACAUUAAGUAACACCAGCAAAGAGCCGUCUGUGUGUGAAAAGGAGGCCUUUCCCAUCUCUGAGAGCUCCUUCAGACUCCUGGGCUCUUCGGAUGACCUGUCCAGUGACUCAGAGAGCCACGCCGCAGAAGAGCCAGCCCUGCUGUCACCCCAGCAGGGCUUCAGGAGGCGCGCCAACACUCUGAGUCACGUCCCCGUGGAAUGCCAGCAGCCUCUGCAGCAGGCACAGGGAUCUCCAGGGGUCUCGCAAAGGAAACUUGUGAGGUAUCACUCAGUGAGCACAGAGACGCCUCAUGAACGAAAUGGGAAUCGUCCCCCUGUCGGCGAGUCUGAAGGUGGCUCAGGUCAGUCCUCAGCUGCUCCUCCACCUCGUCUUACCCCCUCCGCCUCCUCGCCCAAUUUCUUUAAGUACCUCAAACAUAACCCAAGUGGAGAACAGAGUGGCAAUGCCGUGCCAAAGAGCAUCUCCUACCGUAAUGCCCUGCGGAAAAAACUUCAUUCUUCUUCCUCUGUGCCAAAUUUUCUAAAAUUUCUGGCUCCUGUAGAUGAAAAUAACACCUCUGACUUUAUGAACACAAAAAGGGACUUUGAGUCCAAAGCCAGCCAUCUUGGUGACGCCAGCGGGACCCCCGUAAAGACACGGAGACACUCGUGGAGGCAGCAGAUCUUCCUUCGAGUGGCCACCCCACAGAAAGCCUGCGAUUCUCCCGGCAGACACGAAGAUUAUUCAGAGCUGGGAGAGCUUCCCCCACGAUCUCCUCUAGAACCAGUUUGUGAAGAUGGACCCUUUGGCCCUGUCCCAGAGGAAAAGAAAAGGACAUCUCGUGAACUUCGAGAGCUGUGGCAAAAGGCCAUUCUACAACAGAUACUGCUCCUCAGGAUGGAGAAGGAAAACCAGAAGCUGCAAGGGCGAACCUUUCCAACACAUCCAUACUUCUCUGCUCAGCUAGGAGCGGGGCAGCUGUCACUUUACAACAUUUUGAAGGCCUACUCGCUUCUAGACCAGGAAGUAGGCUAUUGCCAAGGUCUCAGCUUUGUAGCAGGCAUUCUGCUGCUUCAUAUGGGCGAAGAAGAGGCAUUCAACAUGCUCAAGUUUCUGAUGUUUGACAUGGGUCUGCGGAAACAGUAUCGGCCAGACAUGAUUAUUUUACAGAUCCAGAUGUACCAGCUCUCGAGGCUGCUCCACGACUACCACCGAGACCUGUACAAUCACCUGGAGGAGCACGAGAUCGGCCCCAGCCUCUACGCCGCGCCCUGGUUCCUCACAGUGUUCGCCUCGCAGUUCCCCCUGGGGUUCGUAGCCAGAGUCUUUGAUAUGAUCUUUCUUCAGGGAUCAGAGGUCAUAUUUAAAGUGGCUUUAAGUCUGUUGGGAAGCCAUAAGCCCUUGAUUCUGCAACAUGAAAACCUAGAAACUAUAGUUGACUUUAUAAAAAGCAUGCUACCCAACCUGGGCUUGGUGCAGAUGGAAAAGACCAUCAGUCAGGUGUUUGUGAUGGACAUCUCUAAACAGUUACAAGCUUAUGAAGUUGAGUACCACGUGCUUCAGGAAGAACUUAUCGAUCCCUCUCCUCUCAGUGACAACCAAAGAAUGGACAGAUUAGAGAAAACCAACAGCAGCUUACGCAAACAGAACCUUGACCUCCUUGAACAACUGCAGGUGGCUAAUGGGAGGAUCCAGAGCCUGGAAGCCACCAUUGAGAAGCUCCUGACCAGUGAAAGCAAGCUGAAGCAAGCGACCCUGGCCUUGGAGCUGGAGAGGUCAGCCCUGCUGCAGACGGUGGAGCGGCUCCAGGGGCAGACGGCAGAGCUGGGCGGCCCAGAGCCUGACCCCGUACCACCCGAGCCUGCGGGCCACUGACGGCCGGAGCCCAGCCCCCGCCAGAGCGCAGCUCCAGAACCGGGUCACCACCGCCCUGACACUGUCCAGGCCUUAACUGAGAGAGAUGAAGAUGCCGGAGGGAGAACGGAGCGUGAAGCAUGCUUCUCAGGGAGGAGACUGGCUUGCCAGCGCGCGGAUUCUUCUGAACUAAGAUUCGCAGUGCAGGGGGCGAACGUCCUGGUGGUGUUGUCGUUGUUUAGGUUCUAAUACGUCCCCUCUCCGGUCCCGGUUACUGUACUCAGUAGAUUUAGAUGGCAUGGACUUGAAAUAAAGCACUUUUGUGUUUCUUUAUCGUUUCCUUCUUCAGUAUCACUGUGUCUGUAAAGGGCAUUCAUAAUACUGUGGGAUUUCAGAAGCCGGCGAGGCUGGAGGUGAUGAUUCCUCUGGCCAACAUGUGGCCCUUCGUUCUUCCAAGGAGGGUUUGUGUGACUUACACCUUCAGUGUCACCAGCAGGGGUGCGGUUGGCCCGUGACCAUUCUUGUUGUGGAAGCCCCGAUUACCACUGGGAAAAAUCGGAAGCGAUUUAUUUAAACUUGACAUCUUAUAUUUGAUCACUGUGCUUGGUAUUUAAUGAAGUUUGUCUUUUAAGAAGAAUAGUUUUCAUAUACUUUUUGCUUAGCCCUUAAGUAUUGAUCACAGUCAUUGUAGAUCAUGAUUUUAUGGGAAAAUCACCAAUUUUUAGACUCUGCCAGGUAUUGCUAGCGUGCGACCUGCAGUUGUAGAGUCUGAGAGGUUUACUUUGUUGUGGUGUUUCAUAUCCAUAUUUCAGAAUCGUGUAUUCAUUUUUGCUGUCGUGUGAUGUAAUGCAGCCGUGUGUCCCUUUGAGUCUCCACCCCUUGGGAAUCGGAUUCCUUGCGGAAGUCGCCCUGCAUGUCAGGACUUCCAGGGGUCCCAGACAUUCUGGGGCUUUCAAAGUCUUCAGACUUUCGGCCUGAAAUUGCAUCAACUGUACGGCAGCUGAGAGCAGUU